GUUGCCUGCUCGGGUUUUGGUUGGAGGGGACUGUGUGGGUGCGGGUUAACCCCUCCCUCUCCUCUCUCACAUUUCACUUCAGAAAUUUGUCACUCUCUCCCCACCGCAGCAUUUAAAAGUGUGUCUCCGCAGCCCGGUCCAGCCCUCUGCAGGCAUUUGCCGAGGGCUCCGGGCGAGCACUCCAUCAGCGGGCGCGUCUGGGCUGGGACAGUGAAAAUGUUUAGUGUCCUCGGCGACAAACACACGCACAGGGGAUCCCGCUAGGCAGGCUGGUGCGUCCGGGGGCAGGAAGCCAGGAGUGAAGUCGGACAUAAGUGUGUGCACACACAUACGCACGUGUGUGGACUUAAGAGACUUGAGUUUUGGGUUUUGUUUUGGUUCCUGGGGUGAACUUUCUGUUGAACAUUUUGCCCUGCUAUUUAAUUUUUAAUUUUUUUUUUUUUGCAUUUAAAAAAAAAAUUGAAUAUAAAAAGGGUAAGAAUCGAACCUUUGAAAGACUGAGGCGCGCUGCAGACAGCAGAUGGAUCCCGUGGCCAGCAGCUGCAUGCGGAGCCCCCACCCCCCGGCCCCCGUCUGGGGCUGUCUUCGAAAUCCCCACUCUGAAGGCAGUGGGGCCUCGGGGCUACCCCACUACCCGCCAACCCCGUUCUCCUUCCACCAGAAACCAGACUUCCCGGCGACAGCAACAGCAGCGUACCCCGACUUCUCGGCCUCCUGCCUGGCGGCCACCCCGCACAGCCUGCCCCAGGAGGAGCGGGUCUUCACUGAGCAGCACCCCGCCUUCCCACAGCCCCCCGACUGGCACUUCCCUGUCUCAGAGGCCCGGCGUAGGCUCAACCCGGGCCCAACGGGGGGCUCCAGGGAGAUGGGGGCCAGCAGCCCAGGUCUGGUGGAUGCCACGGGAGGCCCAGGAGAGGACUAUGAGGUCCUUGGGAGCACUGCCAAUGAGACGGAGAAGAAGUCAACCAGACGGAAAAAGGAGAGUUCAGGUCAAAGUGUGGUUCCAGAACCGAAGGAUGAAGUGGAAGCGUGUGAAGGGGGGGCAGCCCAUCUCCCCUCAUGGGCAGGACCCCGAGGAUGGGGACUCUGCAGCGUCUCCAAGUUCAGAGUGAGAUUCUCCGUGGAGAAUAAAAGACUGAGGACAGAGCCCCUACCCAGCUCCCCCAGCCCAAUCCCACUGUCACCUUCUUCCACCUACCCCAGGGCAGCCUUUCCACAUCUUGCAGUGACCCUUGGAUAUGAAGCUGCCUAGUGUUCCCGGGAGCCUUGAAGUUUUCCAGAAAGUUCUGUCCAGCAUUGCUGCCUUAGCUACCCCUUUCCCAGGGCCUUUUCUUCCCACAAUUUUUGUGACUCAUUCAGCGGCCAGGUCAGACCUGAGUGAAUCCGGGGAGCAACUCCGGGGACACUGCUUCUCGGGGUCCCUUGGCUGCUGCCACACCUUCCCCUACCACCUCCUCCCACAUCGGCCAGGCCUCCUCCAGGUCUGAACACUGCCUGGCCUGCUGGGAGAGGAGCCUUGGGACCAGCUGGUGACUCAUGAAAGCUAAUGCUUCCCAAGAAAGGAAAUGACUGAGACAGACAGACACACACACACCCCGAGACCACCUUUCCUUUCUGGGCUCUAUAGCUGAGCCUUUGGAGGCCCUGAGUUGUCCCAAAACCCCUGGGAAAAUCAGUGUGAGGAGGGUUGAGGACAGAAACUCAGCUGCUGCAAAUCAGAAACCAUCCCUGUCUCCGAAUGUGUUGGCUGUUAGGUGGGCAAGUGUAUUAGCACUGGCUGGAAGAAGACAGCGGGGAAAACUUCCUGGUAUACAUCUCUGCGGUCCUGUACAGGCCCGUUCACACUGGCUUAACU
This is a messenger RNA of Myotis myotis, 1855 nucleotides long. It is a transcript of the gene MEOX1, whose product is annotated as mesenchyme homeobox 1. Gene Ontology annotation, biological process: positive regulation of transcription by RNA polymerase II. Lineage: Eukaryota; Metazoa; Chordata; Mammalia; Chiroptera; Vespertilionidae. The transcript is spliced from 2 exons. Gene Ontology annotation, cellular component: nucleus. The record is from RefSeq and is a predicted model, not a curated record. The coding region runs from base 521 to 1252 and encodes 243 amino acids. Gene Ontology annotation, molecular function: DNA-binding transcription factor activity, RNA polymerase II-specific; RNA polymerase II cis-regulatory region sequence-specific DNA binding.